UCAGGAUCCCUCCCUCCCUCUCUCCCCGUGGAUCUCUGCGCUGCUCUCCAGCCUCUACCCAGGCAGGCCUCUCUCCUCGCCAUCCUCCUCCUCGGUGGGUGUGAAUGAGUGGGCGAGGGGUGUGACCGCGCCGGCUUCGGCGUGAUUUCCGGCUUUGCUGAAAACGGCUUUUCCCCGCAGCAUCAGCACCGCUGGCAGCCGCCGCCGCCGCCGCCGCCACAGCAACAAGUCAGGAUCUGGAAAGUAAUGCAACAGAACACUUUUGAAGAAAGCAGAUACCCCUGGCAGGAGUCGUUUGAAAAUGUCAGCGUCUGCAUGCCGUUCCGUUGCCCACGAUGCGGGGACCGCACCAGAUUCAGGACCCUGUCCUCCUUGAGAGCCCAUCUGGAAUACAGCCACAGUUACGAAGAUCGGAGCCUUCUGACAAAAUGCAACCUCUUUUCUUCCCUCAGAGAUGCAGACCUGAUCUCUUCUUCCGAGCCCCUGACGCCAGGGAUGCUUGGCGAUGGCACCGGUGUCAUGAAACCAAAGACGUCCUAUCUCAACUUCUGCGACACGGCCCGGGAGAACGCCAGGAACAGGAAGCCGCUGGAGGCGGAAGCGGAAAGGCCUGCGUCUCUGGGGUCAAAUUACACGUCAGGGGAAUCCGUCGACGAGCCGAUUUCUAAGCCAGGGUUGGCGACAAGUGACUCGAAAGCCUCGUUCGAGGCCCACGUGAGAGAGAAGUUCAACCGGAUGGUGGAGGCGGUGGACAAAACGAUCGAGAAGAGGAUCGACAAGCUUACCAAAGAGCUGUCCCAAAAGACAGCCGAGCUCUUGGAGGUUCGGGCAGCUUUUGUGCAGCUUUCUCAGAAGAAGCAGGAAGUCCAGAGGCGGGAGAGGGCCCUCAACAGGCAAGUGGACGUGGCGGUUGAGAUGAUCGCGGUGCUGAAGCAGCGGCUUACGGAGUCAGAGGAGGAGCUCCACAGGAAGGAAGAAGAAGUCGUUACGUUUAAUCACUUCCUGGAGGAAGCUGCUGAGAAGGAGCUUCGCGGCAAAGCCAGGCUCCAGCGUUUCAUUGAGAAUCUCCUUCAGCGGGUGGAUCUGGCAGAAAAGCAACUGGAGUACUACCAGAAUCAGCAGAUUGUGGGCAGCUACAGCGAUGUCCAUGAAUAUGUGUUUACAGAUAUAUCAUCCAGCAAGAAACCCAGAUGCCUCAGCAGCCGAGGAAACCAACACGGUUACUAUAACACCCCUGAUGUGAAACCUCACUCUCUUCAGAAAGGACGGAUGCACUUGAAGAAAGCCAAGGAGGACAAAUCCUGCGCCCACCCAGUUAAAUUGUUUUAUGAACCUGUUGACUGCGCGAGGGACGUUUGGAGACCUCAGAAGAAAGGGGACGCCGUCGGUGCCUCCCGCAAGGUUAACGCGAAAUCAAAGAUCAGUAAAAAAAGCAAACAGCUCUACUAAGAGCCCAUAUACGAUAUAGAGAUAUAUGUAUGUAUCUAACCUAAUCUAUUUAUAAAUGCAUAAUGCAAGAUCUGGCAGCUUUGGGCUACUACAGAUAGAGAUUAAUAGCACAAUCAUUCGCCUGUCUGCUCAAAAUUCAGUCCCCUGAGUUUGACAGGACUUGCUCCCAGGUCAGUGGGCCUAGGAUUGCAGGCUUAAUUCUGUCAAACUUGGAGGGGUUUCCUUCUGAACAGACAAGCCUAGGAUUGCGCCGUUGGUCCCACCCAUCGCUUAAAUCACAAUAUAUUUCCCUAUUCAUUUGGGCAAGGAUAUAUUUAAUAGAUGAUAUAAAUACGUAAAUAUAUAGAAUAAUUUAACUGCCUCAUUUCCAGGACUUUGAUUGUAGAUGUGGCACUUUAUUUUUCCCAAGAGCAUCUUUUCAAUUGAGUCCGGCAUUUCACUCAUCCUAAGUCUGUUUUGCUUACUUACGUUUGGAGGAAUUCCUUCUGCCUGGCACCUUAAUAAAUCCCUUUAUCUAGUGAGAGUGAAGGGUCGGGAAUAGAAUUAGAAAACAGUUUGUGGAAGCCCUAAAUGCACUGAGCCGAGUGUUCUUCCUUUGACGCCAAGGCACAAACUUCACCAUGCCAUUUCUGCAAGGACUAAGCAGCUGGGAGGAAUCUGAUUGGAUGACUACCUCCCUCUCCUGCCUACAACCACCUAGAACAGGAAGUAGGGAGGAGCGAUCUGGAGGUCUCUGUAAGCUGCGUUCUGCUGGUGGCCUAGACGGGCAGCUGUUGGGAUUGAUUCCUGCACUCGCUUUCUGGGAGAAGACAGUGCAGAUGCCCUCCAGCUGCAGGGCAGGAGGACUGGGAGGUUAUCAGCACUGCCUUUUCUGGGUAGCUAAGGCAGGAUGGAGGCUCAGGGCUCACCCCUCGACUUCCUAUUCCAUGCAGCUGAAUGGCUACUUUAGAGGUGCAGAAAGCGCUGCAGCAAGGCGCCACAGUGACUUAGUUUUGUGCCUUGAAGGUCAGCACAUCUGCAGCCAUUUACCUAUAUUGUAUCUGCACCUCACUUUUCCUUCAAGGAGCUCCGGACAGCGGGAGGGUUGUUCUGUUUUGCCCUCCUGGUUUGGGCUGAGGGAGAGUGGCUCAAGUUCAUGCCACGAGCUUUACACAUGAGUAAGGGGUUCAAACUCAUGUCUGUCUGGUCCAGGCCUCUGGGGAGUAGUGGGGGGCCAGGGAAACCGUGGCCACCGCUAGGCCCAUAACGCUCCUAGUGGCUUUUCUUACCCUUGAGCAAUAAUACAAUACAGCAAUUGAGCCCCUGCAUGACAUAGAGUGGCUUGUUUUGCCGUUCUUGAUCCAAGCUCAAACGCUUGCUUCACGUAACUUGCUCUUUCCUGAAGCAGCCCUGUGUGUGGUCAAGUCCCCCACCAUCUUGCCCAGGAGAAAAGCCUGAGGCCGCACGAUGCCAUUACACUGUCAAGGCAAAGCAGCGGGUCUCAGUCUGGACAGUGGCUGGAGCCAUAGGUAAGCUGCUCCUAGCUUUCUUAAGGAAGGCCGGGCUAAGGAAGGGUGAUAAUAAGCUGCCAUACUUCUUCCAUAGAGUAACAGCCCUCCCUUAAUGGUAGCACUCACAGGACUUCCAAAUAAGUGGGGUGGGUUGUGUUUGGCCAAAAUAGUCAGUUAAUUCAUCCACUUUGACUUUCUGGAACAGGUGUGGGCAACAUAAGACUCACAAGCCAAAAAUGGCCUGUAAUUCUGUUUUGCAGAAUGUGACAUGAGUUGCAGUCGGCCCAAAGUUUGUUUUGGGGGCCUAAUCCGGCCCCUGUGGAAAAAACCUUGACACCUUAAAAAAAGCUCAACAAGUUUGGUUGGCCCUUUGGGCGGCCCUCACA
This is a messenger RNA of Podarcis muralis (Common wall lizard), 3325 nucleotides long. RefSeq names its product zinc finger protein 365 (gene ZNF365). The record is from RefSeq and is a predicted model, not a curated record. Lineage: Eukaryota; Metazoa; Chordata; Lepidosauria; Squamata; Lacertidae. Gene Ontology annotation, biological process: regulation of DNA strand resection involved in replication fork processing; regulation of double-strand break repair via homologous recombination; regulation of neuron projection development.